Messenger RNA from Mesocestoides corti, 1173 nucleotides. The record is from the annotation of a GenBank genome assembly. Lineage: Eukaryota; Metazoa; Platyhelminthes; Cestoda; Cyclophyllidea; Mesocestoididae.
AUGAAUCCGCGUAGUUGCUUUCACCGGGAUUUUGGUAUAACAUACAACAUAGUUGUCCUAGCCUCACUAAUAAAUGACAAUGUCAUGGGUGCAAUGUUUCUCCGCGGUUUUCCGUGGUUGGGGGUGCCAGCGAUUGACUUCGCCAUAACCAGUCAUCGUUCCUGCAAAUUCAUUGCCUUUCUGACGUCCUUCCUUUGUGCCUGCCGAGCUAACCUUUUAUUAGCUCACUGUCUGCUCCACGUUUUUUCGGUCGAGUUACAUAGUGAACGCAAAACCAUAAACAUAACCAUGGGACUCCUUAAUAUGGCCUGCGUCCUCGUUGCUGCUUUUAUGGCAGCUGCCUCACCGAUUGUCCACGGAGUGUGGGCCAUUGGCAACCGAUUCGCCUGCCUCCCGGACCCGGAGUGGCCUCAUGCCCUGGUCAUUUUCUACAUGGUCCACAAGGCACUCUUCUGUGAUGCGCUCGCACAAUCUCUUGUCAUACUGAUAGCUUGUUUCCAGCUCUACCAAAUAAGGCAGCACCUUAGGCAAACUGCAAUAUGUCUUAGGUUCAAUAGUGAAUCUAAGUUUCUGCUCUUCUCCAGUUUACAAAAACUACGAGAAAAAACUCUGCGUACUUGCGAAUGUCUUCGAGUGGUGUAUGUACACGCGGGUUUUAUAGCCACGUUAAGGAUUAUUCAAGGCUGUGUCACAUUUGCCUUCGCCAAUGUCAUUUAUGGUAGUGGACGACGCCACGUCUUUGAAUCGGGAGUACGUGAAACCCUAGUAUCCUACUUUGCAACUUUCGAUCUGAUAAAUCUUUGUGAAGUAAUUGCGAACCUCUUGCACACAUGGGUAAUCUACUUCUGGCAAAUGACAAUGCGAAAUGCCCUCUUAAGGUGCCUUAUUUCUCUAUUUCGACCCUUUAAGAAGUUGAGAGACUCCUUGCAUGGCUUGCUGUACACUGACAGGAUUGGAUUUCCAAAGGAAGGUGAGGAUAACGUACCAAAGGAAAGGAGAUCUGAGCCUUCCAAAAGAAGAGAAGUUGACAGAGCAUUUUUGGAGUAUAUGUGGAUGCUAUCAAGUUGGCUAAAUGAAAAAGAACUUAAAGGCACACUUGAGUGGCUUGUCAACGAACAGGGUUUACCAGAAGAGCUUGAAGUAUUUAUGAAGGAGAAUAAAAUUCUCGUUUAG